AUGCCACCACCAUCCCCCCUCGCCAUAGCGACCUCUUCAGUAAACCGCCUCAUCAAAGAAGAAGCGUCCUACCACCGCGAACUCCUCUCCCAAGAAGCGCGUCUCGCCAAACUCGAAGAACGGGUCGCAAAACUCGAAGGCAAGACGGACGAGGACGAGAAUGCCGAGUAUGAGUUGAAGCAGGAGCGUACGGCGAUUGAGGAGACUAGAGCCGUGUUUCCGCCGCUGAGACAGAGGAUUGCGGAUGCGGUUGCGAAGUUGGAGGAUAGACUUGAGGAGGGGAAGGCGAAGGGAGGGAAGGAGGGUGAGAUUGCUGCGGCGGAGGAGACUGUGGGGAGGGCGAAGGAGGUUGGGAAGUGA
Molecule: messenger RNA, 360 nt
Organism: Glarea lozoyensis ATCC 20868
Lineage: Eukaryota; Fungi; Ascomycota; Leotiomycetes; Helotiales; Helotiaceae
Product: Tubulin chaperone cofactor A
Exons: 2
Coding region: 1-360 (119 amino acids)
Biological process (GO): post-chaperonin tubulin folding pathway; tubulin complex assembly
Cellular component (GO): cytosol; microtubule cytoskeleton
Molecular function (GO): beta-tubulin binding
Source: RefSeq, a predicted model, not a curated record